AUGGAUGGGCAGCUCGAAUCUCCUCUGGAAGGGAACGUUGGCUCAAAAGCGGUGGGCGAUGAAGCCUCGGCGGCAUCGAAAAGUGAGGUGAUUGUUGCAAGAGGGCAGACUCCUGAAGGUAGCAAUCAGGGGGCACCAAGCAGGCGACAAAGGGCGUCGCCACAGGGGCUAGGGCGCGUUGCUGUUACCAUUUUACUUUUUGCCUUCACAAUCGGCAUCCUCUUAGGCAUAAAGCUGCCCCGGUGGGUUCAAACCGGCAUUCCCUUUCAACCCCGAGCUUUUGAGGACCCCCAGGAGCAGCAGCUUCAGUGGCAUUCGCCUUACCUGCCUCUGUCACCGAAAGAUAAAGUUGCACUAAACGCCAGCGGAGUACAUGAUGCAACUCCUUCGUUUCCACAGCUGCCACCAUACGAUGGAUGGGGUUUGCCGUUCCUUAGUCACUUUGAGCAGACGCUGUCGUCGAGGUUGAGACGAGGAAGGGAAGAAGUUUCCUUUUUGCUUCAUAAGUCGUGCUUAGGCAACCCUCAACCCGAAUACAUAGGGAAGACAGAAAAGACAUUAGCCAAGCUCCUCUCUGGUGGAACGGUGGACGAGCUGGCUGGCAUUACUGUGACCGUGACGGAUGUUAAGCCGAUAAAACCGAACGGGUCCGGCAGAGAAGGCCUUCCGGUGCAGCGGUCAUUCAGUAUCAAACGGGUGCUAAGAGUAGGCUAUCCACGGAUUUUAAUGGAAGUACAGGAUUUAGAGAGUGGGGAUCAUUUUGCGUUGCGAGUGCGAGCGGUUGCUUCAAGAAAUGUUGGCUGUUCCGACGAAAGGAAGAAAUUUGUAGAUAAGGUGAAACAGUGGGAGGAGUUGGAGGAGGCCAUUGCACGACAGGCUUCCUGCGGCACACCGGGUGAUUUGGUCGGAAUGCAAAAAGGUCUCUCCGUUCCCUUGUAUGUCGGCACUGUUACAAACUUCCCCAAUGCCACUAUAGAAGACAAUCUUGUCUUUUUCUCUCACGUCCAGAUCUUUCAAAGCUUGCACGGCGAAUUCGAUUUCGGGUCCCUUAUCACAGCCGGCCUCUCAGUGCGUGCAAAGGAGUACAUUGCUAGCCGUCUUCUCCAGAUUGCGCUUAAGGUGCAGGAGGCACUACUAAGUCACAACGGCCUUAGUUGGUCAAACAUCUACGCCAAUCCAGACGGUUCUUUCGUUUUGAGUGGUUUUGAUGCAUGCACUCCGCUCGGAAAAGCUGCUGGAAUGCUUGUAAGCUUACGUGGAAAGUACCUAGAGCCAACGCUGCGGCUUGAAGAACACGAUAAUGCAGCAGAAGCGGUGCCCCAGGCGCAGAGCGAUCUGUGGUCCUUAGGAAUGCUCCUUUACGAGUUGUUCACAGGGGAGCUGCCCUAUUCUAAUGAUGAAAGCGAUUUUCUACAUUGUGGAGUGUCAAUGGCCAGAUACCUCAUUGACGAGGAAGUGGAACCUGUAUCGCUCGUGCCCGACCUGGAUGCCGCCAACUGCCCCGACAGGUGGAAGAGGCUUAUUGUGGGGCUCCUCCAUCCCGUCAGAGGCGCAAGAUUAACGGCGUGGGACAUUCUCAUAGAGUUUCCCGACCUUGUAGGCCACCGCUUGCCCAGGUAG
Eimeria acervulina is the source of this 1620-nucleotide messenger RNA. Its product is annotated as WGS project CADU00000000 data, contig 00001346, related. Gene Ontology annotation, biological process: protein phosphorylation. Gene Ontology annotation, molecular function: ATP binding; protein kinase activity. The transcript has a single exon. The record is from RefSeq and is a predicted model, not a curated record. The coding region runs from base 1 to 1620 and encodes 539 amino acids. Lineage: Eukaryota; Apicomplexa; Conoidasida; Eucoccidiorida; Eimeriidae.